UCUCAAGCAGCAGACUGCUCCCACGCACUUUGUGUUAAUUUUUGCAGAUAAAGUAAAAUGUUAAAGCCGCGGACAGAUCCGCGGAGUCUCCCGCGACCAGAAAAUCACAGUACAACCAACGAUAAACACCGACACUGUUAACUCCCUUCGCUUCCAAGGAAUCUUAAUCUUAAUACCCCUAAUCCUAAUCCAACGGCUACCAGCCCUCCCUCCUCCCAAAUCUAAAUUUCCACCGUCGAUCACACAGACCAAAAUACCAAAACCCCCUAAGCCGUCAAUCGUCAAUCCUUAUCCUCGGUCUCAUCUCACUUGUUCGGAUCGCAGAGAGAGAGAGAGAGAAGAGAGAGAGAGAGAGAGUGUUCCGGCUGUUGGGGGUGUUUGAAUUAUUUUAUUCCCAUUUUGCCUCCGAUGGUGGAGGCACAGACAUGGACGACGCGUCGUAUGAGCAACCCGCGGCUGCAGGACACGACGUCGCCCGACCAGGUGAUCGACAUUCCGGCCACUCCCCCUGGCGACGUCCGCAAUGGGACGAGCUACGGAUUCUCCUCCGCCGUCGGAUCCCUCCCCCCGACAAUAUCGACGGCGGCGAUUGUUGCAUCCUGGUACCUGUCGAACAUCGGCGUCCUCCUCCUCAACAAGUACCUCCUCAGCUUCUACGGCUUCCGCUACCCGAUCUUCCUUACAAUGCUCCACAUGAUCUCCUGCGCCACCUACAGCUAUGUCGCUAUCCACCUCCUCGAGCUCGUGCCACGUCAGUACAUCCUUUCCCGCCGCCAGUUUUUCAAGAUCUUCGCACUCUCCGCCAUCUUCUGCCUCUCCGUCGUCUGCGGGAAUACCUCCCUCCGCUACCUUCCUGUCUCCUUCAACCAGGCCAUCGGCGCCACCACCCCCUUUUUCACCGCCAUCUUCGCGUUCGUCAUCACGUGUAAAAAGGAGUCUGCCGAGGUCUACGGCGCCCUCCUCCCCGUCGUUUUCGGGAUCGUGUUGGCCAGCAACAGCGAGCCGUUGUUUCAUCUGUUCGGUUUUUUGGUCUGCGUGGGUUCCACAGCCGGCCGGGCAUUAAAAUCGGUGAUGCAGGGGAUUUUACUCACCUCGGAUUCUGAGAAGCUCCACUCCAUGAACUUGCUUCUCUACAUGGCUCCAAUGGCGGCCUGCAUUCUCCUUCCCUUCACUCUCUAUAUCGAGGGCAACGUGGCGGCCAAGACGGUGGGGAAAGCGAGAACCGACCCCUUCAUUGUUUUUUUGUUGGUCGGCAAUGCCACGGUGGCGUAUUUGGUUAACUUGACUAAUUUCUUGGUGACCAAGCACACCAGCGCGCUCACACUACAGGUUCUCGGCAAUGCCAAGGCGGCGGCGGCGGCGGUUGUAUCGGUGUUGAUAUUCCGGAAUCCGGUCACGGCUAUGGGAAUGACUGGGUUCGCGGUGACUAUCAUGGGGGUGGUGCUUUACAGCGAGGCCAAGAAAAGGUCCAAAGUUACAACUCAUUGACAGAGAAAGAAAAUAAAGAUUUGAAUCGAAACCACAAAAACAAAAAAGAACCAUUCAUUUUGACUGCCACAGAAAUUCGGAUAACCACCAAGUGGCGACUUUCUAUUCGCUUCAAAUGGACUAGUUGCUUCAUUCUUCUGAGGAUGUGGUUUAUGUUCGGGGCAUUUUCUGAGAAGCAAGCAACCUAUCAGCAUCAAAGGAGCAUGUUGCAGCUUUCACGAGAGAAUCUGUCUUGUAACGGAUUAUAAUCCCUUGUCUCUCUAACAUGACAAAAUGUGACGCGAUGAAGGAAAGAUACAAGGGGAUAUACAACUGGAGAUAGCUUAGAAUAUUUACGAAUUUAGAGGUGGUCAGAUUAAUAUUACGUGUCAAAUGUGAAGAGAUGAAGGUUUUGAAUGAAAAGGGUUUAGGGUUGAGGUAUAGUUGUAUUUUCGAAUGAAAUUGUAUUUUUGGAUGAAAAGUCCCUUGAGGAAAAGAAUUGGGGGUUAAGGCUAUAA
Pyrus x bretschneideri (Chinese white pear) is the source of this 1985-nucleotide messenger RNA. RefSeq names its product probable sugar phosphate/phosphate translocator At1g12500. Gene Ontology annotation, cellular component: Golgi apparatus. Gene Ontology annotation, molecular function: antiporter activity. The record is from RefSeq and is a predicted model, not a curated record. Lineage: Eukaryota; Viridiplantae; Streptophyta; Magnoliopsida; Rosales; Rosaceae.